AUGCCCGCGGGAACUAAGAGGCACCGGGAUGGCAGUGUGCGCGAGAGGCCGGCCCGGGAUCGGGAUCGGGAUCAGGAUGGGCCCCGCACGAGAUUUCACCCCAUGUUUGAAAACUUCCGCGACGACCUGGAUGAGCACUACGACCGAAGGGAGCGGAUAGUCAAGGCGUCCAGGGAUGUCACCGCCCAGAGCAAGAAGAUCAUUUUCGCCUUGCAAAGGGUCAAACAAAUCAACCAGGGCCUGCCGCCUUCCACGGAAAAAGACGUGACGUCACGAAUGGCCGAGAUCACAAAGCUCCUGCAGUCCAUCUCCCCUGAUGUGCAAUCCAUCAAUCGCUACCGAUACGCCCAAUCGCUGCGCUGCCUCGAGGAACUCGUCGAGGCCCUCUCGUUUGCGCACUACCUCCGCCACCAGAAGCUGAUUACCUUGGAGGAGACGGCCGCCUCCACACCAGGGGAUAUUGCGCUCACUCCCCACGACUACAUGUUCGGCAUCUUCGACCUUUUUGGCGAAAUGAUGCGCUUUGCUACGGUGACGACGGCGCAGAAUGGCGAGAUGCCGGGCGGCGAGGAUGGGCGAAAUAUACUUUGCGACAUUCAGGAGUUGGCAUGUGCGUUUGAGAUGCUGAGGCAGGUCCCGACAAAGGAAUACUGGGGCAAGAUGGAGGCCAUGAGGCAGAGUGUGCAAAAGGUUGAGAGGUUGGGGUACGGGCUUGCUGUGAGGGGGAGUGAAAGACCCAAGGGAUGGGUGCCUGACAUGAAGGAUUACAUGGACGGUGGGAGUCCCUGA
This is a messenger RNA of Metarhizium album ARSEF 1941, 789 nucleotides long. RefSeq names its product translin-associated protein X. Bases 1 to 789 code for a protein of 262 amino acids. The transcript is spliced from 3 exons. The record is from RefSeq and is a predicted model, not a curated record. NCBI's taxonomy places the organism in Eukaryota, Fungi, Ascomycota, Sordariomycetes, Hypocreales, Clavicipitaceae. Gene Ontology annotation, molecular function: RNA endonuclease activity; RNA binding; sequence-specific DNA binding. Gene Ontology annotation, cellular component: nucleus; cytoplasm.